Messenger RNA from Naumovozyma dairenensis CBS 421, 4296 nucleotides. It is a transcript of the gene ROM2, whose product is annotated as Rho family guanine nucleotide exchange factor ROM2. Gene Ontology annotation, biological process: intracellular signal transduction. The transcript has a single exon. Bases 1 to 4296 code for a protein of 1431 amino acids. The record is from RefSeq and is a predicted model, not a curated record. Gene Ontology annotation, molecular function: guanyl-nucleotide exchange factor activity. Lineage: Eukaryota; Fungi; Ascomycota; Saccharomycetes; Saccharomycetales; Saccharomycetaceae.
AUGUCAAAAACAAACAAUGAUCUUAACAACAGAUAUAACAUAUACAUGGACAUAUUUGGAACCCAAAGGUUACCUGAUACCUAUCCUCCACAUUCGGUAUCGUCAUCUUCGGUAACUAAUCACCAUAAGCAUAUGAAUGUUAUCACGGAUGAGAACCCAAAUAUUCCCAAGAGAAUUGAAGAUAUUCCUGAUCUAAAUUAUAUUAUUGCUCAAGAUGUUUCGCACUUGGCCAUUGCUGAAAACUCUGAACAUGAAGAUGACCAUGACCAUAAUAACGACGCUCUAUUAAAUCAAAAGACUAAUAUUAAAUACGUUUCAGAAACUCAUACUUUGUCAAGCUCCGAAACUUCUCCUAUAUCAGGUCCAAGAAAGAGUAACGUAUCAUCUGAACUUUCUGAAAAAAUCGAAACCCCAACUUCAUUUGCAAGUCUGGUGAACCCAUUUGUAUCAAAACCACUAACUAAUACUAAACCAAUUUAUAAUACGUCUCCAUCGACUAUAACGACAGAAACUUUGGAACAAAAUCGUCAAAUACAAUCAUCCCACACGCCCACUACCAUUCCAGUUCAGAAAGCUAACAAGAAUGCAUUUGUGCAAAAGAAAAAACCAUCAUUACCUCAAUUAUCACUGAAUGUGCUAAAGAAACAAUCGCAUGCAUCAUCAAGCCCAAGUCAUACUCCAACUCAAUCAAGAAAAUCUCCUUUACAAGGUUUCGGAUUUUUUUCAAGGCCAAGUUCUAAAGAUUUACAUGAACAACAAUUGCAACAGCAACAGCAGCAGCAGCAGCAGCAGCAACAGCAACGAUAUAAUAGUAAUAAUUCACCUCGUAAUCAUUCGCGUUCAAAUUCAAACUCAAAUUCUCGUUCAAUGUCUUUAACUACUUCAACUUUGAAAAAUAUCACCUCUCCAUUUCACGGUAAAUCAAAUGAUAACAACAACAACAAUAACAAUAAUUAUCAACAGCAACCUCAUCACGGUUCUGCCACGUCUAAUCCAUUUUUCGACUCUAAAAUGAAUGGCAAUACCACUGCCACGGAUUAUAAUAAUAAUAAUAAUGAUAACUUCUCGAUGAUUUCUCAUCAAACAUCAUCAACUAUUGGGUUAGGUUUGAAAACAAAACUUUCUUCAACUUCUUUAUCAUCUAAACGUUACACAUCUGCAUCUGGGACAUCUCUAAGUCAUCAUCAAUCCUAUUCUCAAUUACAAUCAUCUCAACAACAAUAUUAUAAGUACCACCAACAUAAUCAUCAUGGUAAUAAUCAACAACAUCGUCGCCGUAGUAGUGUACUCAAUACUCCAUUAUCUGCUUCUGCAUCAACAAUAUCUAAACCAAUAUUAAGUGCAUCUAACAAGAAACCAAGAGUUUAUCCGGCAUUGUUAUCAAGAGUAGCCAAGAAAUUUAAAGAAUCUAUAGAAUUAGGUGAACAUAAAAAGGAUGGUCUUAUAUAUAGAGGUGCAUUUACGGGGAAGCAUGCUGUCGAUGUUAUAUGUUCCAUAAUAAGAUCAUCUGAUAGAAAUUUAGCAUUAUUAUUGGGAAGGUCUCUGGAUGCUCAAAAAUUAUUUCAUGAUGUCGUCUACGAACAUAGAUUAAGAGACUCUCCAUACGAAGUUUAUGAAUUCACAGAAAAUUCAAGAUUUGUCGGAUCUGCUGCAAAUAAUUCACAUUAUCCAUUAAUGUUGUUGUCUUCCUCGACUCAAUUAAGUAACAAUACUGCGGAUACUGGGAUGGUUGGAUCUACUUCUCAAUCUUCUUUAUCAAGUAAUCAACAAAUGGCUCUCUUACAACAACAGAGGCAAAAUUCUUUGUCAUUAUCUGAAUCUCAACUCCCACAUUCACAUACCCAGUCUACAAUAACAAUGCAUGAUACAAUUAAUAAUAAUAAUGCAGAACAAGAUGAAAUGGUAUCCACAGUGGCAACAGUUAAUGGUGUUUUCACUUUAUUAGCUGAAUGUUAUUCCCCAACAUGUACAAAACAUAAAUUAUGUUAUUCCAUAUCAUGUCCACGUCGUCUUGAACAACAAGCAAGAUUGAAUUUGAAACCUAAAGGUGGUUUAAAGAGAAAUAUUUCCGUCGUAGUGGACGAUGACGAUGACACAGAUGAAAGUCUAUCAUGGACGACUUCUGUCCCGAAGGAAAUUUGGGAAAAUUUACCAAAGAAGGAAAUUAAAAGACAAGAAGCCAUAUAUGAAGUCUUCACAAGUGAGAAAAAAUUUGUUAAAUCUUUGGAAAUUACAAGAGAUACGUUCAUGAAAACAUUAUCUGAAACAAAUAUUAUCCCUGCUGAUAUUCGUAAAAAUUUCAUCAAGCACGUUUUCGCCCAUAUUAAUGACAUUUAUUCUGUAAAUAGAAGAUUCUUGGAAGCUUUGUCUGAUAGGCAAAAAAGUUCUCCAGUAGUGAGAGGGAUUGGUGAUAUUAUACUUCGAUUUAUCCCAUUUUUUGAACCAUUCGUAGCGUAUGUGGCAUCAAGACCAUAUGCUAAAUAUUUAAUUGAAACUCAAAGAUCUGUUAAUCCAUAUUUUGCUAGAUUUGAUGAAGAUAUGAUGAACUCAUCAUUAAGACAUGGGAUUGAUUCAUUUUUAUCUCAAGGGGUAUCAAGACCAGGGAGAUAUAUGUUAUUAGUCAGAGAAAUUAUGAAAUCUUCUAACCCGGAAAAGGAUUCAAGAGAUUUAGAAAUCCUUACGAAAGCAAUGGAUGCAUUAAAGGAUUUCAUGAAAAGGAUUGAUAAAGCCAGUGGUGCAGCCCAAGAUAGACAUGAUGUGAAAUUGCUAAAACAAAAAAUACUAUUUAAGAAUGAAUACGUUAAUAUGGGGUUGAAUGAUGAAAAAAGAAAAAUUAAACAUGAAGGAAUUUUAUCAAGAAAGGAAUUAAGUAGGUCAGAUGGUACAGUUGUGGGGGAUGUUCAAUUUUAUCUUUUAGAUAAUAUGUUAUUGUUUUUAAAGGCAAAAGCUGUUAAUAAAUGGCAUCAACAUAAAGUUUUCCAAAGACCAAUACCAUUACCGUUAUUAUUUGUCUGUGCCGGCGAAGAUAUGCCUCCACUACGGAAAUACAUUGGUUCCAAUGCAGAUACUUCAGGGACGAUUGUUCAAUCGGAAUAUAAUUCAACAAAUCCAAGAAACGCUAUAACAUUCUUAUACUAUGGUGCCAAGCAUAGAUAUCAAGUUACGUUAUAUGCUGCCCAAUUUGCAGGUUUACAAACGUUAUUAGAUAAAGUUAAAGAAGAACAAGCAAGAUUGAUCAAUGAUACUUCUUUAAUUAAUGUAACAAAGAUUAGUGAUAAAUUUUUCGAUUAUUCUAAUAAAAUCAAUAGUGUCACUACAUGUGAUGGUGGUAGGAAGCUACUAAUUGCUACCAAUUCCGGAUUAUAUUCAAGUGAUAUUAAGAGACAACCAAGAGAUAAGAAAAAUGGUUCUAAACCAUCGAUUUUAUUCUCUACACCAAUCCAAUUGAUUCAAAGAAAUAAUAUAACUCAAGUGGCUGUCUUGGAAGAAUUCCAAUCCAUCUUAUUACUGGUUGAUAAGAAAUUAUACAGUUGUCCAUUAACGUUGUUGCAAGUGGAAGGUUCGUCAGGUACAUCUUUCUUCAAGAAACAUUCAAAAGAACUAAUUAAUCAUGUUAAUUUCUUUGCUGAAGGCGAUUGUAAUGGUAAAAGAUUAAUUGUCACAGCUCAUAGCUCUUCACAUUCCAUCAAAUUUUUCGAACAUGAGCAUCCCUUAUUAUCCAAUAAGCAUGGUGGAGGUAGUUCUAGCACAAGUGGUGGGAAUAAUAAUAAUAGUAAGAAAAGCAUAAAAAAGAAAAUCAUUGAAGUAACAUUUGAUUCAGAACCCGUUUCCAUAUCGUUUUUGAAGGCGAAUCUUUGUAUUGGUUGUAAGAAAGGUUUUCAAAUCGUUAGUGUUUCUCAAAAUGCACAUGAAUCAUUGCUUGACCCUGCAGAUACAUCAUUAGAAUUUGCUCUCAGAGAUUCUUUAAAACCAAUGGCUAUUUAUAGAGUUGGUAAUAUGUUCUUAUUAUAUUAUACUGAAUUCGCAUUUUUCGUUAACAAUCAAGGCUGGAGAAAGAAGGAAUCUCAUAUAAUUCAUUGGGAAGGUGAACCACAAAAAUUUGCCAUUUGGUAUCCAUAUAUUCUCGCAUUUGAUCCCAAUUUUAUCGAGAUUAGGAAAAUUGAGACCGGUGAAUUAGUGAGAUGUAUACUAGGUGAUAAGAUUCGGUUGUUACAAAGUAACACACAAGAAAUUUUGUAUGUCUAUGAGGAUUAUAGAGGGUUUGAUACAGUGGCCUCUUUAGAUUUCUGGGGUUGA